AUGGGUACUUGUAGUUAAGGAUAGAAUAUUGAGAAUACUAAGACGAAAGAAAGAACAUUAAACAAAUUAGUAGGUUAUUUUUAUAGUAUCCCUAUGCAACAACAUCCAGAUAUUGAUAGUUUGGUAAUUACAAAAUUAGAGAGACAAAAAAUAAUUACUAGAGGAUUAAGUAAGAAUCUAAUUGAAGAAAUUGUAUUCUUUUUAAAUUCUCGGAGGAUUAGAAAUAGUGAAUAAGACGAUUUACUCGAUCAUUUUAAUUAUGUAUACAACUAAUCAUUUAAGAAAUUGAAUAACUUUAAUACCAACCUGGGGAAAAUGAUAUUGAUUGUAACACUUUUAGAUAUCUAAGACAUCCAUCGAAGUCUUAUUAUGUUAUAAGUCUCUUGAAAUGGGAGAACUGACUCCAGUAGAUGUUUGGUGGGUUCAAGAACAUUUUUUAUGGAGGUAUUGCCAAUUAAAAGAUCAGUACAAAGUAGAAUAUGACAAUUUUUUGGAUUUCAAUUAUUUGAUAAAGUUUUUAUAUCUACUCAAAGAGUGUACUAGAAUUGAAUUGAAAAAGGAAAAUUUAGAAUUAAAUUUGUUUAUCAGUUCCAUAAAGACUGAACAUUAAUAAUAAGAAAUUCCAAACACAGCACGUACUGUUGAUAGUUUUCGACCAUAGCAAAGAAGAUAAGAUACAUUUUGA
This is a messenger RNA of Paramecium sonneborni, 685 nucleotides long. The record is from the annotation of a GenBank genome assembly. Lineage: Eukaryota; Ciliophora; Oligohymenophorea; Peniculida; Parameciidae.